This is a messenger RNA of Cucumis sativus (cucumber), 1318 nucleotides long. RefSeq lists its product as uncharacterized. The record is from RefSeq and is a predicted model, not a curated record. Bases 159 to 1118 code for a protein of 319 amino acids. Lineage: Eukaryota; Viridiplantae; Streptophyta; Magnoliopsida; Cucurbitales; Cucurbitaceae. The transcript is spliced from 3 exons. Gene Ontology annotation, molecular function: protein binding.
ACUUUCCCACUUCGUUUCUAAAAAUGGAGGCUUUCCUAUAAGCCUCUGUGUCUCUCCCCCAUAAACUUUCAUAAACAGAAAAAAAUCUCCCACCCAAAUUCUUAGAUUUCAAUCCUUUCUUUAAAAUUUUCAAAUCCCAACUUCCAAAGCGUAUAAGCAUGCUGUUGAGAACUAAUUCAACCCCAAUUCUCAAUUCUUGGCUUCACCAAUUCAAAUCCUCCCCUUCAGAAUCCAACCAAAUCCACCAUCUUCAAAGAACCAAAUCCAUCUCCUUAAUAUCGUCUUUUCACCUUCCUCCACCAUCUGUUUCGACUGAAUCGUCCAACAGAGUAACCCAAAACUUGUUAGAAUCAGAUUCCACAGAUCCCAGAAAGAAGAUUCCAAUAACCAAAAGUUCUAAAGUUAAAGUGAAAUCCAGGGAGAAUGGAGUCUCAGUUCGAGAUCAACAUCUCAAACCCACAUCAGAUUCCUCUUCAUCUUCGAUUCAUGGAGUUUUUUUAAAUUCUGGGUUGGGUCUGAAAUUCCCAAACGAUGAGGUUUGUGAUGAGAAGAGGGAUGCAUGUAUUCUGCAAACGCUGGUGGUUGGCGGUGGAAUGGGGAACGACGGCGGGCGGGUGUGCGGCGGCAGCGGAAGAGGUUCAGACGGCGGAGGUGGAGGGGAUAAUGGUAGGUCAGGGUUUAACAAUCACCAUGGAAGCAAUAGCACCGAUGCUUAUUAUCAGAAGAUGAUUGAAGCGAAUCCUAACAAUGCUCUUCUACUUGGAAAUUAUGCCAAGUUCUUGAAAGAGGUUCAUGGAGAUUUUUCCAAAGCAGAGGAGUUUUGUGGAAGAGCAAUUCUGGCUGAUCCAAAUGAUGCAAGUGUUUUGUCGCUUUAUGCUGAUCUAAUUUGGCAUACACAGAGAGAUGCUCGACGAGCUGAGACUUAUUUUGAUCAAGCUGUUAAAAGUGCGCCAGAUGAUUGCUAUCUGCUAGCGUCAUAUGCACGGUUUCUCUGGGAUACCGAUGUCGACAACGAAGACGAUACGGAAGACCAGUAUGAAACAGAGGAAAGUCACCCGUUGCAUCCCGGUUUCUCUCAUGGAGCUCCUCACCAUUCUCCUUUGGCUGCAACUUCGUAAUCUCUUCAAAUAUGUAACACACUUCUUGCCACUGUAAGAUAACUUGAAUAAAGCAUCAGCUCAUUACCACGUUUUUGCUGUUAGUAUAUAACAUAUGUAAUUUUAGCAGAACGGAUAUGAUUUUCUAACUGUAACCCUUUUCAUAACAUAUAUGUCUAUGUAAAAAGUUCACUAAUAAAGCCUCCUUGCCCUUUUCCUAC